AUGGCAGAUGAACUGUCUUUCGAUGAACCUUCUGUAAAUGAUCAGUUAAUCUCGGAAGAGAAUUUGCCUCCUGGAUGGGAAAUAUUAACAGUGGACGAUGGAAGGAUCUAUUACGUAAAGUAAGACUUUGUUUUGUUUAUUAUUACGGAGAGCAAGCCUUUUGCCAGUGUUGCACGUCGAUCAUUGCAUUGAACUGCUUAUUAAAAAAAGUAAACUUUCUUCGACUGCGAUCUACAUGUGGCUUGCAUGUGCGUAAUAUCCUCAGAGGAAUAAUUUCAUAGAGGCAGCAACAGAUUUGGAUUAAAUCAAACCAAACAUAACCAAGCUUUUAGCUUUAUUUUACACCAGAAUCGAUGUACAUCUGUACUUAAGACUUUCAGGUGUACAGCGAGGUUUACAGUCAAACCAGGUCAAGCGUUCCCGUCGCUAACGAACUAAUGAAUUCAUUCACGGAAAAAUGAUUUCGUUUGUUGAUUCAAUAAUCCAUUCGUAAAAUGAACAAUCCAAUAUUCAUAUUUAGCCUCGAUUCCAUAAUCGAAUGUUGAUUCGAUUACUGUUUUUUGAAAAACUACACUUUCCACAAGUUGACCUCAGAAUUUGUUUUUUCCUCUUUUUUUCUGAGAGUUGAGUGCGGGCGAGUUCUGAAGUUCAAACCCAAACAAACUGUUACAUGUACGCCAGUUUGCUGCCAGUAAUCAGUGCAACAGACCUAGGCCUGACCUCUUAGAAAACACGACGGUCAAACUGGGGUCAAACUGAGGUCAGUGUUUGUGUGGUGAUUGGUGGAUUUCGAUCCUCGGCCUUUGUCAGUUUCUUUGCGUUUGCGGUCUGCCUAUUCUAGCUGUUAUUUUGAUUAAAGGCAAUGAAAAACGCAAUCUUAAACGGCAGGAAAGGGAAGCAAAUACGAUUGAACACAACAGACAAGAAUAAAGAACAGGUAGAUUUUGUUCAUAAACCAAAUCAACUUUUAAUUAUUGAAUCGAGGUACAAUUUGACUGUUGGAUUAUUCAUUUUAUGAAUGGAUUAUAGAAUCAACAAACGAAAUCAUUUUUCCAUUAAUGAAUUCAUUAGUUCGUUAGCGACGGGAACGCUUGACCUGGUUUGACUGUAAGAUUACUUUUAAGCUUAUUAAAGCUUAAGCUCAUAUAUUCACUAGUAUUUUGUUCAAUUAUCAGUCAUUUGACAAAAACUACUCAGUGGGAACAUCCCCAAUCAGGAAAAAGAUACAAAGUCACUGGAGGUAAAUAACUUCAGUUCAGUAACAGUACUAUUCAUAGUGUGGAAAUAAUGUUCACAAUAUUAAGUUUAUGUAUUUAUUCAUAUUUCACAGUCCUGUAAAUUAAAAGAGUUACAUGACCAUGACCCUGAGUAGCUCAAAAUUUUACCAUGAUAGACCAGGAGAAACAUAAACUUGUUAAAUUUACAUUUCGAACCCCAUGACUACUAGAUUAAUUAUGUAAACAAUGAUUUACAUAAUCAAUGUGGCAUUUCUGUCAUUGAGGCGCGGAUGUCUCUCUUGUGAAACGUCCUUGUAGUAGCAAGGAGCGAGCAGAGGUGGCAGUUUUCACAGGCUAGACUCAUAGCAAGUAAACAGUAUCUGGAAUUGAGUUUUUGAAGAAACAUCAUGGAAAAUAUCUAAGAAAGUAAGGGCAUGCUUCCCUAUCAGCCAUAAUUUAUGACUGUUUUGGUAAGCACUGAGCUACUGUGUUACAAAAUCAACAGCCAUUUUCAAUGGUCUAUACUCUUAUCAACAGCAGAAUGGCUGACAUUUGACUGCGAAUAGUCUCUUAUUUUGUUUUUUGAAUCACAGUAAACUGAGAGCACACCUUAGGGUUCGAGGGGCGAAGUCGUGAAGAAUGAGGGCCGCCCGGCGGAAGCCUGAGCAAAGAAAAAAUAAGAGACUGUAAUGGGAUCUUUGAUCUGGCAAUUUGCUCUUUUUCACACCUCCUUAAUUGCUGUUAUUGCCAGCUCCUUCCUUUUUGAUAAUUGACACCAUUUCGCAUGCUUUUUCCUGUAAACAAACAGCUUGCUUUCAAUUGUCUGUUCACUCCUGUUAAGUCUGGGACAUUAGUUCUCCAGUUAUCUGUGAGGCAUUGCAAUGAUGGUAGGGUAAUAAAUUACUAAAUUGGGGGUUCCUCAAAGAAAGCAUGGAAAAAAGUGAAUAGGCAAAAGAGCCUCGCAAUGCCAAUGUUAUAGACUGGCAAACAAGUUGAAAUUGACCUUUCAUCGUCAGGUAUGUGCUAUGAAAGUUGGAGCUGCAGUGAAAAUUGGACCCCUUUGGGAGUGAGAUGUUUUUGUCGUUGACAGAUUGACUAGCAGCCAACCAAUCGGGAAUCAUUGUUUCACUGAAACAGGAAUUCAAAGCAUAAUAAGACCUCUGCGGUCAUCCUUUUUCCUCUUUCCACCCAAAUCUCUCCUCCUUUGUCACCAUUAAUUUGCAUAAUCUUACUUCUUUGCUCACCGUGCGUGGCUCUGAGAAAAGAAGGACGACCGCUUGCAGUCUAGUCCUACAUCACAAUGUUUAAAACUCGUACGCAACCACAAGCUGCAGGCAAGUGGUUUCACUGACAGUUUUUUUGGAAAAUCAUGCAUGAGAGAAAGAGAAAACAAAGUGUGCAAUCAACACAUCAUUUCUACGGUCUCCUUCCUAUAUACUCUCAUCGACCAUAGCUCUGCAAUAAUCAGUGUGUGAAAUCUCUGUUAUUGUAAAAAACAGUGCUACUAUUCCCUGGAUGGGAGUUACAGGCAGUAGUAUGUUGCCAGUACUCAUUUCACACCUGAGCACAAUAGACCUCUCAUGGGUCCUGUAGUGGGUUAUUCCAGAAAAAAUCCACACGCCAACAACGGAAGGCAUGCUGGAAAAUCUUAUGGGAGGGGGGGUUAACGGCUCUGGAAAUCCAGACGGAAGGGGGGCUCUGAACCUAAAAAUACAUCUAAGUGCCGAAAAGUAUUCUUCUGCAUUGAGUGUAAAUUAAAAUUAUGGUGUCUAACAAUUUUAUGGAAAUCCAGAUGGGUGAGGGGGUCUUUGAACCUGGAAAUCCUGAGGGGAGGGGGGCUCAAGCAGUUUUGGAAAUCCAGGUGGAAGGGGGGGGGGGGCAAAAAACCGUGCCUUCCGUCGUGGGGGUGUGGAUUUUUUCUGGAAUAACCCAAUUCCUGUCCAUGUUCAUCCCGAUUGGUCAGGUCUGUUCUCAAUGAAGGUGAUUAAGUUGGUAUUAUAAGUAUGUAGCUGUAACUAAAAACGUGGUUUUAAUGAUAGCCACCUAAGCUGUAUUGAUCAUAAGAAGGCUCACAUAAGAAACUAAAUUAAUUUUCACAAGAUUAUUACUUCAGUCACAAUAGACUACAAGACAUGUACUGGCUUUAUAACGCCUGGCAAAAGCUUUUUCACAUUACAUUGAUUUCUGUUUUCUCUCUAGACCUUCCACAUGGCUGGCAGAAGCAUUAUGACAGUAAAGGCAAUGUUUUCUUCUUUGAGUAAGUCAUCAACAUAGCUUACUAAUAUUAGCAAGAAAACAUUUAAGUGUGAGAAAGUAUUUCACAUCUUAAAAAUUAGUUUCAUUCAACAUUUUUUCUCAGUAUAGAUUUAAGGUAUCACCACCUUUUUUAUCUGAGUGUAUAUAGUUUAAAGACCCACGGAUUGCAUCAUAUACUUUGUUUGCAGUGUUGUAAACAGACGUACAAGUCAUACUGAUCCAAGGCUUGGAAAAAAUCCUAGUAAUUAUCACACAAAAAGGCUGGAUGGCUACUCUAAUGCCAUGCAUGUUUUAAAUGGAGAGAACCUAACUGGAAAGGUUGCUGUGGUGACAGGAUCCAAUAGUGGUAUUGGUAAGUGUUUAAAGGGAUACUUUUAAUUUACACUGUUAAGUUGUUAGUUAUGUGUGGUACAUGAACAAGCAGGGCUGCCAUUCUCCAGAGAUCUAAAAUCUUUUGCAGUAUCACUCAAUAUCAACCACCUCACCAACAACCAGGGUCUCAAAUAACUGGUAAGAACAUGCUGGCUAUGAUUCAAGAUCUCGUCUAUAAGAUGAUUGCAUCACUUGGCGGUGACGCCAAGCCAGGCCUUGUCUCCUUCAUCCUGUCAUAUAAAUAAUGGAAGGUGACAUAAGGAACUCGCACUCCUUUUUAAAAAGAGUAGGGGAGGUAGACCCUGGUGGUGUGGUCUAUCUCUCAUAGGGGUAGCUGGGGAAUUGUAACGCGCCUACAGUAAUUGACAUCAUGUGCUGAUGUGGUGACCAUGCCAAAACUGGCACACCUAAGUAAAUGAUAUAACAAAAUAAACCGAAAGGCAUAAGGUUGAUAAUUAAUUAUAACUUUGUUAAAAAUUGCCAUACCUGUAUACAUUAACCUCCUCCCCUGAAAAUCUACUUAUUUGGAGAUGGAUGGAUAUGCAUGUACACAGGCUAGAAAUUGACAAAAUGAAAGCAUCCAGCUUCUUACCUUUGUCAGGUUUUGAAACAGCCAAAGCACUUGCACUGCAUGGAGCUCAUGUGAUUUUAGCCUGCAGAGACAUGAACAAAGCAAGAAAGGCAGCUGUAGUGAUAAGAACAGCACAGGUCUGUUGAUUUGUUUACUGGUAAUCAUAAAUUAUUAUCAGGGCAAAUACCAGUUAAUUAAAAACGUUUUGAUUUUGUGGAGAUGUUCUUCCCAACUAGAAAAUAUUUUUAUACCGCUUGUCUUCUUCCAAUUUAACAAUCAUUUAAAUAACAAGUAACUGAAUGUCAGCCUAAAUUCUACUUCCUCUCUAGAUUUUAAGGUGCUGAAUUAUCUCCAAAAACCAUCAACCAAACAAUAAUUUAUUUUUCACCUACACAAAGUAUUAGGAAAAACAAAGAAGGGUACAUUAAGCUGCCGGAGACAACGAAAGGCAGCAAGAAAGAUAGGGUAACCAGACGUAGAAGAUAAAUGACACAUAAUAGAUAGGAUCUGACACAUUACACCCACAAAAUUCCAUGAAAUUGAUAUUGAACAUGUCUGCCAUGCUAUGAACCGCUCCCAUUCAUGCAGCUAACAAUACUACUGUUAGGCCAUGCCUAGUAAAUAGACAGCAUAGCUCACCUACAGAGUUCCCCUGUUGCUGAAUCCUGGUGUUUUUUUUCUCUGUCACAUACUCAAGACAAGACAAAAACAACAUUUUUUCUCACAAAAACAUUAUUGUUUCCUUCCUCCAAGACUCCUGAAGCUUAUGUUGAGGCGAUGUUGCUGGACUUAGCUUCCUUUGCAAGCAUCAGAAACUUUGCAGAACAAUUUAGACAAAGAAAACUGUAAGUCUUAAUUUAAUGUUUUUGCAACAUUGGAUUUAUUCAUAACACAGCUUCUGAUUUUGUAUGUGGUGGUUUGAUCUCACAUAAUUGAUGUCAAAUCAAUUUAAUUGUUUUAAUUGCAUUAAUCCACAGGGACACACCUCAUUAAAAAGUACAUUAUCUAGACAAAAACAGGCAUGCAUAAAUACUAAUAGGGUUAUUAAUGAUUUUGCUUUGAAAUAAUUCUUUUGCAGAACCUCCCAAAUUAUUAAAAUUGUUAGUGUUGUUUUGAAUCUAAAAAGAGUAUAAGGCAAAAUAUAGCCCCCCCCACCCAAAAAAAAAAAUGCAUAAUUUGCCUAUAUCAAAUGUUUUCAUUACGCUGACUGAGACUUCCAGAAAAUUCCACAAAGUAGACCAAUAUUUUUUGUAGUUAUAAUCAGGUGACCUCCCAACAGGUUGCAUGGGAACUGGAGGUGUUGAAGUUUAGCUAAAUUUUUUACUUUAAUUACUUCAAUGGCAGCUAUAACAAUAUAUGAUAUCUCUAUUUGAAUAGAAAUCCAAAGGCCCUUCAGAUACAUGUUUCUAAAAUGUCUUUGUUUCAUUUCCCAUUUUAAACAGCCCGAUUCACAUCUUAAUUUGCAAUGCUGCAGUAUUUAGUUCAUCAUGGAAAAAGACAGAAGAUGGAGUUGAAAGCACCUUUGGAAUCAAUCACCUUGGUCAUUUUUACUUGGUUCAGUUAUUGGGGGAUAUUCUUUGUUCCUCUUCUCCUGCCAGAGUAGUUGUUCUCACUUCUGAAUCCCACAGGUUGGUAUAUAUCACUUCUGUAGUUUAGUGAAAUUUAGUAUUGUUCUCCUUUCUGUUUCUAAGUUGGUGUAGUUACAUGUGCUUGUAGGUUUGCUUUGGUGAUCUGGGCCCUUCCUCGUCAGUUUACAGAUCCUUUAUUAAAUGCUUCCUAAGCACCUUGGAGGUGUGGUUUGGUGGUUACCCCUCUCUGGUUGCUAUGGAUACAUUGUGCUCAUCUCUUGAGCUUGCCACCUCUAUCCUCCAGGGCACCAAUGCUCAACCUCAUUAUUUUAUUGUUCAAGUCAGUAUUCUGAAAGUGACCUGAUCCACACUGACAUCUGAAUACUAGACUUUUGAUUAUUAUAUGCAUGGUGAUGUAAAGCAAAGGCAGCCCAAACAAAAUGAUCAGUGUUACAAAAUUCAUGGUGAAUGAAGAAUGAUUUUGGCCAUGACAAGAGGCAUUAGAAAAACAAAAAUGAAAGAGAAAUAUUUCAAUAGAGGCAGCAAAAGUACGGCUGAUUAUUUAUGUUUGUUUUACCAGGUUUCCUGACUUGAGCUACUCCAAAAGGUUAAAUCUAUCAGAUGUUCCACUCUCCAAAGACAAAUACUGGUCUAUUGUUGCUUACAACCAGUCCAAACUUUGCAACUUGUUGUUUUCCAUGGAGCUCAAUCGCCGUCUGAAAUCAAAAGGAGUCACAUGCAAUGCAGUGCAUCCUGGCAAUCUUAUCUACACAUCACUGCCAAAGAACUCUUGGUUUUAUUGGUUGUUGUUCCUAAUGGCAAGGCCCUUUGCCAAGACAGCUGUAAGUGAACCCUCUCAUCCUUUAUAGUAACUGAAAAAUGCUAACUUGUCAAUAAUUUCUUGUGGUAAAAUUCUUAGAAAUAAAUAUUACCGUGCAAAAGCUCUGUCAAAGAGGUUACAUUUGAAUGGUAACAUUGGCAGAUCAUGGGAGAGGCCCAGGCCCCCCCUUAUUUUUAGACCAAACUGAGGCCUAUAAAGGGCCGAAAAAAUUUUUGGGAGACCACCCUCCCCCCCAUUAUCAUCUCAAGGUCUGGAUCUGGCACUGGGUAAUGCAAAAGGAUUUAAUUCACCUAUCAGAAAGGUAUUAAAAAUGACAAAUAAUUUUUCCAUGACUUGGCCAGUCUACUGAAGAUGUGGAAGGUUCAAGACUAUAUGACAUUAGUGCAUUCUGAUUGGUUGAGCUACUACUAGGCUAUAUGUUAUAGCCCACUAGUAGCGAAAAGUGCCGGCUUUGAAAACCAAAGCAAUGGCAGUUGAAUCGCGUUUUGCUAGCUAAAGUUGUUUUGUCUCAAUAUUUUUGACCAACUAGUUGGAUUUUACUCAUGGCCUCUGAGUCAAAAGCCCAUUUGGCCUUCGGCCUCAUGGGCUAUUGACUCAGAGCUUAUUAGGACCACCCAAAUUCAUCCCAGCCGACACAAAAAAUACAGCCAAUCAAAAAGCAAGAAGUGAUUUACAAAUUCAUUGGUUAGUGCAUGAUUCCUUCCUGCAAUCAUAUAAAAUUACAUACUUUUUGACUUCAUGGGCGAAACAGUUAGGUCAGGGUCUGGGUGGGAGGGGAUCUAUUCUGAGAAUCCAGGAUUUGACCAAAAUGUGGUGCAGGUACAGGAUAUGACUGCUGCCCGGGAAGCGGGAUUCACCAGUUUGACCCUUUAAGCCCUAAUAUCCACAUACAAAUUCUCCAAACUGAUCUCUAUACAUUUCUUUCAUGAAUGAAUUGAGAUAAUUUGAUAAAGAUCAAAACAUUUUCCCUUAUGCGAUCAUUUUGUUAAUUCUCAUAACCUUAUCUCUUUUCACAUUGUAUGGAUAUUGUUGGGAGAAAAUUGAUGUUGGUCACUAUUGGGACUUAAAGGGUUAAGGAAUAUGUGGAUUGAAAAAGACAAUGAUUGGAAUUAUAUUAGAUGAAACAAGUUCAGAAAGAGCAGGUAUGCAUGCCCUAGGAUUCCACAGUAAUGAUUGUUUCUGGUACCGUGUCGUUACCGUGGUCUUAAAAUAACAGAACCGAAAAACAGUUUCAGCCUUGAUCAAUUUACAGAAUUUCACUAUUUUUCCACAUGGAUUCUAAGCCAGUAGAGCAAUUCUUAACUUGGGUUAUGUACGAAACUAAAACUUAAGAUUAGCAUCUAUCAUCUUUAUCAUCUUGAAUCAUUUCCAAAGUGCAUUGAAAGUUACUGGUUUAUGGGAUCCAGUGCCAAGAAAAAAGUGUAUGACUACCAAAAAAUUGAAAACAUUUUAGAGUUGGGUUCCCAUGAAUUUUUACCAUGCUAAAAAAAAUUGUUACAAGUGGUUUCCCAUGAUCUCUGGGCACGGAAGCGAAAGACUGUUUUCCAUGGGAAUUGAAAUGCUAGGGCUUGGGAAUGCAGGUUCAGGAUCCCCCUUCCAGACCCUACAGCUGUAUUAUUAAGUUAUCUGAGAAUUAAGUUUCAGUAUUUUAAGGUCCUGAAGUUUGCUGUCCAAAGACCAACAGCUCCACUGAGUGCUAAGCAAUGUGUUUUGACGUAAUUUUCAGGCCCAAGGAGCAGCCACUGUUGUAUAUUGUGCUACAUCAAAGGAGCUUAAUAGAGUGGGAGGACAUUAUUUCAACAACUGCUCUGUGUGUUUGCCAUCAGAGGAAGCAAAGAACCCAGACAUGGCUGCAAAGUUGUGGCAACUGAGUGAACAACUUGUCAGACGGAUAACAUCAAAUGAAGAGCCAGUUGUGAACUUAGAACUAAUCCAGCAGCCGUAUGUAACAUGA
This is a messenger RNA of Porites evermanni, 8779 nucleotides long. Lineage: Eukaryota; Metazoa; Cnidaria; Anthozoa; Scleractinia; Poritidae. The record is from the annotation of a GenBank genome assembly.